Raphanus sativus (radish) is the source of this 851-nucleotide messenger RNA. Its product is annotated as mitochondrial import inner membrane translocase subunit TIM22-4-like. The transcript has 4 exons. Gene Ontology annotation, molecular function: transmembrane protein transporter activity. NCBI's taxonomy places the organism in Eukaryota, Viridiplantae, Streptophyta, Magnoliopsida, Brassicales, Brassicaceae. Gene Ontology annotation, biological process: protein insertion into mitochondrial inner membrane. Gene Ontology annotation, cellular component: TIM22 mitochondrial import inner membrane insertion complex. Bases 138 to 650 code for a protein of 170 amino acids. The record is from RefSeq and is a predicted model, not a curated record.
AUUACUGUGGCUUAAACCCUACUCCCGGAGGUGGGUUUAUCUUUCUCUCCAAGGCGCGCGAAUCGCGAACGCUUGAUCUUUUCUUACACCUUUUUUCUUCCUGUCGGAUUCUGCUCUCUUGAUACCUCUGCAAAAAAAUGGCUGCUGCUGAUUCGAGUGCUGAACCUGCUGCUGGUUCUUCGGGUACCAAUGAGAGCGUUACAAAGAUUGAACCGAUCCGGAUGCCCACCGUCGAAGAGAUGAGAGCCCAAGAGGUUUGGAACAACUGUGCCGUCAAAAGUGUAGCUAGUGGAGUCAUGGGGGGAGGGCUUGGGUUGAUGAUGGGUUUGUUCAUGGGAGCAUUGGAGAAUCCUAUUAUGCAUGAUACGAUGACUGGUAGGCAGCAGUUUAUCUUCACAGCAAAACAAAUGGGGCAAAGGAGUUGGGGUUCUUGCAAGGCAUUUGCGGUUAUGGGUUUGGUUUACUCUGCAGCUGAAUGCAUUGUCGAGAAGGCAAGAGCGAAGCAUGACAUAGUAAACACCGCUAUUGCUGGAUGUGUGACCGGCGGUGCAAUGUCUGCCCGAGGUGGGCCAAAAGCUGCGUGUAUAGGCUGCGCUGGGUUUGCAACUUUCUCAGUACUCAUUGAGAAGUUCUUCGACAGGCAUACGUAAACCAACACCAUAUCUAACAAGCACCAUUGCUGGGUAGUUGUUUAGCUGUUUCCUUUCUGUGACCGUGAAUACAGGGAGAGGGGAAACUAGGAUUAUACUUAUUGAAACAUAUAAUUCUUUUGAUUGAAUAUUUGUUCAGCUGCUUGUCAUUACUUUAUCAUAGAUUUUGAUUACACUCGGGCUCCAAUAUUAAAAGUGUUC